UCUAAACAUUAGGAAACUCAAAAAGGAUAUCCUUUUAUAGCUUUUACAUGAUUGUUGUCUUCUGUGCUUUCCUCUCUUUAUUCGGUUUUGCCUCGGAUGAGUCACACCGAAAAGAAAUAAAGAAAAAAUCUAAUCAAAUCCAAAAUCCAAUAUCCAAUAUCCAAAAUACAACACAAACACAAACACGAUCAGAGCCACUAAUCCACAGUUUCUGACGCCUUUCAUUCUCUUUCUCUUCCCAUAAAUUCCCACCUCAAAGGGAAACACUAAUUUCUAUUCACUCAUCCAUGGCAAUAAACACGUGUUGUGAUGAUAAACCAAGCCUAGAAAUUAGCCCUCGAAUUUCGUUCUCACACGAUCACAGACACACAGCCCCAGCCCCGGUGGAAGACCCUCACGCACCAGACACGUGCGUGUUAGACUCCAGCCCAGACUUCGUCUUCUGCAUCCAAAACGGCGUCGCACAUAAACUCUCUUCAGCUGACGAGCUUUUCUCCAACGGUAAGAUCGUUCCGACGCAAAUCAACAGAGUUUCCAUUUCCAACGAACCCCAUCGCCACCCUAUGGCCACAGGCAAGAAGCUGCUGAAAGAGUUCUUAUCGGAACCCGACGAGGACAACGACAACAAUAAUAACAACAAUGAUAAUAAUAAUAAUAAUAUCGUGAUGCAAGAAAGGGCCAAUUCAGUUUCCUCUUUCUGGCGCAGCAGCAGCGUGAACUGCGAUGGCGCCACACGUGGCAAGAGCAUGCUUCGUUCCUCUAUGCAGUUUCUGUCGCGAAGCUAUUCGACAGGAUCAGCGCCCAGCACGCCGAAACACGCGGUUGUCGUGAAACAAACGCAUAGGCUGCAGAAACAGUCCUCUGGUUCUUCCUUGUCCUUCUCCUCCUCGUCCUCCGCGAGUUCAAGUGCGUAUUAUUUCUACGAUUCGUGUCAGAAACCUUCGUUAAACAAAAAUUUUGGAUCCACUUCCGGUAAAGGGGUUCGAAUUAGCCCAGUUUUGAAUCUGCCGCAUCACAAAGCCACUAGGAGCGUUUUCGGAUUUGGCUCGCUCUUCUGUAAUGGGAAGUUUAAAAUUAAAGGAAGAAAUAGAAAGAGUUAAUUGAUUUUUUUUUUAAUAUUAUUCAUGCAUCAUUUAUGAAUCAUGGGCAAAUGCUUAAGCGCGCUGCACUUCUGCUGUGUAUGGUUCUUAUUUUUAGUUUUGUGCACCCGUGAGAUUUUUUAUUUUAAUCAUAUUAUUAUUGGUAUGAUUAUCUGGUAAUCUGAAUAGUUAUUUUUAGCAAGAUUUUUUUUUUUAUCAUGUUUCAGCGUAAAAGUCAAACUCGAAACCUUACUCCAAGAGAUUAAGUUUGAUACUAAGAUGAUUGACUUGUUGAUUUGCACUAG
Messenger RNA from Cajanus cajan (pigeon pea), 1384 nucleotides. RefSeq lists its product as uncharacterized. NCBI's taxonomy places the organism in Eukaryota, Viridiplantae, Streptophyta, Magnoliopsida, Fabales, Fabaceae. The record is from RefSeq and is a predicted model, not a curated record.